AACGAUAGUCCGACAACUCUACGUCACAAUUCAUUCUAUUAUUUUGUUUUGUUUUGUGCGAAAAGUUUGCAGGCCAGCAGGCGUGGAAUAAACCACAAGCGACGGCAGCAUGGCGAGCGGGACAAGCGGGACGAGCGGCGGCAGCGGCAGCAGCAGCGGAGCGGCACAGAUGGCGGACACGACGGCGGCACCGUCGGCGGAGAAGUGGGGCUUUCCCCUCACCGAGCUCUAUCGCCUGGCAUUCACGUUCUACAAGAGGAACUCCGGCAAGGCCAUCCACCUGUCGUACGAGGACAACCUAAAGCUGAUCGCCUUCAAGCAGCAGGCGGCCCUGGGUCCCUUCAACACAAGUCGGGCCCCCGCGCUGGGCGUCCUCGAUGUGAUCGGACGCGACCGCCAGCAGCACUGGCAGCUCCUCGGGGAGAUCACCCGGGAGCAGGCGAUGGAGGGGUUCGUCGACCUGCUGGACACCAUGUGCAGCGCCUUUCGGCCGUACAUCGAGGCCGUGCGGCAGGACCGCGACGAGACGCUGCGCAAGGAGCUGCGCCUCAUGGAGCUGGAGAAGGAGGCGCGCGAACGACAGGAGAACGCCCAGCAGGAACUGCUCGAGGAGGGCUACAAGGAGGAGCUGCAGCGCCGCCAGCUGCAGGACGCCCUCAACAAGCAGACGUACCAGCAGUUUAAGCUGUACGCCGAGAAGCAGUUCCCAGGCAAUCCCGAGCAACAGGCAGUGCUUAUUCACCAGCUGCAGCGGGAGCAUUACCACCAGUACAUGCAGCAGCUCCAUCUGCAGAACCAGAAUCAGCUUCAGAUGCAGAACGCAGAGGAAAAGGGCCAGCAGGAGGACAAUGCCCCUGGCAAUAACAACAAUAGCAGCACAGACUUGCCAAACGCCAUGGAGGGCCUAAAGCUCGGUGAGAUCGAGACUCAGCAGGAGCAGGUGGAGCAGCAAGGUCAAGCCGAGCAGGCUGGGGGCACCGUGCAUGAACAGCUUGGCGAGGAAGAGUACGACGACUAUGUUAUGAUCUGCCCGGCAAAGAUCUGGACACGUCCCGACAUCGAACAGUUCAAGACUGAAGUGUCUGCCGGCGAUGGCGACGGCGUCAUCACCAUCGGACACGGCGACACGGUGACGGUCCGUGUGCCCACCAACAUGAACGGCAAGUGCAUCUUCUGGGAGUUCGCCACGGACAGCUACGACAUCGGUUUUGGGAUCUACUUCGAGUGGGCCAAGCCGGUGACCAACGAGGUGACCGUACAUGUGAGCGACUCCGACGAGGAUGAGGACUGCGUGGACGAGGACUACCUAUCCACCACCGAGGACCUGGAGUCGGGCUCGCUGUCGCAGGAGCGCGGUGCGGUUAGCAACCCAACUGCCCCGCCCAAAGCACCCAUUUCCAUUAUCGUGCCCAUCUACCGGCGGGAGUGCUACAAUGAGGUGUACGUGGGUUCCCACUCCUAUCCCGGCGAGGGCGUCUACUUGCUGAAGUUUGACAACAGCUACAGCAUCUGGCGCUCCAAGACACUGUACUAUCGCGUCUACUAUGAGCGCUAAGAGGCCAAAAUGUAUUUAAUAUCCACUAACUUAGAAGAAUCCUAUCUCUGUACGACCGGCUAAUGUGCAAGUCCGGAACUUUCUGUAUGUGCGUGUGCGUGUGGGUUUUGGUUUUGGUGUUACGUGUACGUGGAUGCAUUUCCGGAUAAACAACCAACGGAAUGGACCACCUUUCCUGCGAAUCGGCGGGUGGCAUUUUCUGAUUAAAACCAAUAUUAUUUAUUAUUUAGUUGUAACCGACAAAGACAAGUCCAAAAUUCAAUUUGAGAAUAAUAAACCAAUAACAAGACAACUGUAAA
Messenger RNA from Drosophila subpulchrella, 1854 nucleotides. RefSeq names its product Golgi resident protein GCP60. Bases 110 to 1555 code for a protein of 481 amino acids. The transcript has 4 exons. Gene Ontology annotation, cellular component: Golgi membrane. NCBI's taxonomy places the organism in Eukaryota, Metazoa, Arthropoda, Insecta, Diptera, Drosophilidae. The record is from RefSeq and is a predicted model, not a curated record. Gene Ontology annotation, molecular function: fatty-acyl-CoA binding.